This is a messenger RNA of Gymnodraco acuticeps, 1484 nucleotides long. It is a transcript of the gene mydgf, whose product is annotated as myeloid-derived growth factor. Gene Ontology annotation, biological process: positive regulation of endothelial cell proliferation; positive regulation of angiogenesis. The record is from RefSeq and is a predicted model, not a curated record. The transcript is spliced from 6 exons. Bases 56 to 550 code for a protein of 164 amino acids. Lineage: Eukaryota; Metazoa; Chordata; Actinopteri; Perciformes; Bathydraconidae.
CUGAAGUAGAAGAAGAAGAAGAACUCCAGAACACAUACUACAGAAGCAGGAAGAGAUGGCGAUCGUAAAUAACUUGUGUGUUUUUAUUAAUGUCUCUUUUCUGCUCGUUGUCCUCUCUUUCUCUGCCUCUGCGGAGCGACAGAAGACGGUGGAGUUUAACGUGAAGCCGGGAGGCGUGGUGCACACCUUCACAGAGGCCGUAAAAGAAUAUGAGUGCUCGUUCACUUAUGCUUCACAAGGGGGAACCAAUGAGCAAUGGCUGAUGAGUGUUGGUCUGAGUGACGACGACAAACUGUUUUCCUGCUCUGUGUGGAGGCCUCAGGGGAAGUCCUACCUGUUUUUCACGCAGUUCAAAGCUGAGCUGAAGGGAACCAAAAUUAAAUUUGCCAAUGCCUAUUCUCAGACGGCGGGUGCAGGACACAGCGACGUGCCUUUGAAGCCGGAGGAGUUCACCAUCGGAGAGUCCACAGUGACCCACACAGAUGGAAAGUUCAGCGCACAACUGUCCAAGCUCACCGCCAUCGGACAGACGCGACACGACGAGCUGUGAUUGGACAGAAAGUCAGACGUACAGCAACUUCGGUCGAGUGCUGAGCACCGAGGAAAAGGAUUUAACAGCAGCUGGAUCAAAAAAACGAACCGAGAGCUCAAGAAUCAGGAGAAUGUCAUUUAUUUGUUAUCUAACAAAGAUAUUUAUGAUGCAGUUGAUUAAAAAGUCUUGAUUGUAUAAUGGAAAUCUUUGAUAGAUUGAAACGUUGCGCAGUUAUUGCCCAAAAAAAUGCUGAUAUUCUGUGGGUUUUUAAGCUCUGAGUGCGUGUUUCAGCGUAAUGAAGGAUGCAUUUAUGAAUGGGAUAAAACUGAUAUUGCUUUUGCAGUACUUUGUGUUUGAGUACAUGAAUUCCCUUGUAUGUUUUCUACAAUGUAUUUGAAAAUACUGUUGAUUAUCCACAUGUUGUUUGUUUUACUGUCCCAGUUAAAACUCUGUUAAAGAUUAAAGAGCUUCCAUAGUUUGGUUUCUGACGAUGUAAGAUUUACACAGCACAUCUGCGUGAUCCUGGGGGAGGGCUGUGGAUGUAUGGAGGAUUUUGUGUCUGGCGGGGGGUUGUAGAGUAUAGAUAACACAUUUAGAGUAGCGAGGGGAUUUAUCCAUCUCCUGUAAUCCUGAGAGGAAAGUGAAUAAUCUGCAGUAGCGUCAUCAUCACACACACAAACAAUUACAUUUCCUCUGAUCUGUGCUCUGUUUCUAUUCAUCUGCUCUACAUCGCUGCAAGCCAACAUUUUACCCCCAUAAAUUACCAAUUUGUACGACUUUGAAUAAUUGUUUUGUUAUGUUUCGGCCUGAAGGGAUACUUGUUGAAUAAUGAUAUUAAGAGAAAUGUGUGCAGAAUACACUGAGGAUUAGUGCUUUUUUUGAUAACUCAAACAGUCUAAAUGUGAAAUCCUUGAUCUGAGACUAUAAUAAAAGUACAGAUGCUGCCUCUUGA